AUGAUGGCUGAACGCCGACGCCCUAGAGUGUUUGGAUGCCCUCAAGAACGUCUCAGAGAGGCGGGCCUCGUCCGCAGAGAGGAAGAUCGCUGUACAAUCCCCCUAAAAUACUGUAAGGCAUUUCCCCACUCACUCUCACUUUCUCCCUCUCUAUCUUUUCCUGUGCAUGUAAUUCUCCUCGUCGCUGUCCUCAUCUUCGUCUUCUUCCCUCGAGAAUUUGUCCGUUACUCAAGGUUUCAAUCCCUAAGCGAUCUGCGGUGGCUAAAAUUCCUUCGAGCCAUCGUCAUCUUCUCUGUCGUCCUCGUUUUUAAUAAUUUCUUGGCUCCUUUGUGGUUCUGGGAUUCUCAAACCCAAGGCAGUACUGCUUCUCCUAAACUGCGUUCAUAUCACAUCGACAUCAUCUUGCUGUAUGAAGAUUUUCAAAACCUGGCCCAGUCAUCUGCCUUGUCAAUAAUUCUGAGCAACGAAGAAGAGGACCUCUCUCCGCGCGUUUUUGAAUUUCACUGCGGGUUCCCUCUCUCUUCACUCUCUUCCAUUUCCGUCCCUCUCUUCAUCUUCAUCCACGUCCUUCAACCGCCGCACCGACGACACCCGCUCUGUCCGGUUUGGGAUUUGGGAUUGCUUCCAAAAGCAUGGAGAAUAUAUAUGAUCUUGAAUGAUGCCUUGAUUGGAAUUGAAGUACAAAAAAUUUUCCCAGCUGCCUCACGUGAAUAUGCUCCAUUAGUGGAUGCGGUAUUUGAUGCUUCAGAAUGUUUUUUGUGCUCCCGGAACCUGUGUAAGCAUAUUUCUGAGUGGUAUAAGGGGAAUUAGUGAGUUGCAGAAUAUAUCUUCCUUGGAAAUCCGGACCUGAAUACUCUUGGGAGCAGCAGUACAACCCCUUGGUGUAUACAUUCAGACGACACCAUGGAUACAUCUCCCACCCUUGGUGUAUAUAUUGGACUUGAAAAAUGUCUAGUGAAGUUCAAAUGUGAUCAAUUGGGAAUUUUUACACAUGCCCUGCCGUCCUCUCUCCAAUGUGUCAUUCAUAUGGGAAAGUAAAAAAAGGGGGUAAGCUUUUAUAUUAUAGUAGCUUGUCUUGU
Nymphaea colorata (pocket water lily) is the source of this 1079-nucleotide messenger RNA. RefSeq lists its product as uncharacterized. The record is from RefSeq and is a predicted model, not a curated record. Bases 1 to 810 code for a protein of 269 amino acids. Lineage: Eukaryota; Viridiplantae; Streptophyta; Magnoliopsida; Nymphaeales; Nymphaeaceae. The transcript is spliced from 5 exons.